AUGGAUAGAAAAUAUAACGAUAGAUCUGGGCUUGCUACUCAAAGUGUUUUAAGUAAAGAAGACUUAGAAGAAAAGCUUAGAGAAAUGAAGAAUCUUAUCGAGCAAUAGAGGCAGUUACAGAAUUAGCUUUAGAAUAAUUUGAGUGAUAAAUAACAAAAGCCUUAAAAUCACAAUUUAUCUCUAGAUUAAUCAGUUGAUGCUGGGUAAUAAAGAUAGUACCCAUCAUAUGAAGUCUUACAUAAUCCACUUAGUCCUCUAAACAAUAAUCUUGACAAUAGCUAAUAAGUUUUUGAGAGAGUGAACAUUGUCCCACCUCUAAAUAUUCAUCAUAAAUAGAAUGAGAACCUCUUAACCAGCAGCUAAUUUGUUGUGCUAAAUAAACAUAAAUAGGAUGAUGACAAUGAAGCUGAUGCAGAAUACGACUUUAAAACUCCAUCUAAGUAAUAUGGGAAUAAUUAUACAAAUUAGAACAAAUAGAAAUCGAAUGGAAAGCAUGCAAACGAUCAUAAUCAAAGCAAGAAUAAUCACUCUCCCUAUUGUGUUAAUGAAGAAAAUUUGAAAUUUAGAAUAGCUGAGUAUUAAAGGAGAGAAAAAGAUUAUGAAAAGACCAUUCAGAAACUAUAAGCCAGAUUAGCUAUCCAAGAAGAGUAAACAAUUGAUGUGAGGGAGAAAAGCAGCGAGAAACAAAAAAGAUACAACUAGGACACUAUAGCAUUUGCUUAAGAAAUUAAAGAGCUAAAGUAGUAGAUAUAGUAUAAGAACUAGCUACUUGAAGGAAAAGAAAGAGAACUAGGCUAAUCUAAAAAGGAAAUUUUAAGCAAUUAAGCUGAAACUUCAAAACUUACUGAGAGAAUUGAUCAACUAAAUCUUCUUGUAAAAAGUAGAUAAAAUGAAUCUACAAAUUUUCAAAGAUAAAUUGAAGAUUUGAAGCAUCAAUUAUCAAAUAAAAAAAGUACAAUAAACUAGCUUCAGGUUGAUCUCGAAAAUGAAAAGAAGUCUAAAUAGACUCAAAUCUAAAAAAUAGAAGAAGAAAACAGAUAAAAAUUCUCUCAAUUAAAGUUCUUAGUUGAUCAAUAUCGUUAAUAAAUGCAUGAAUAUCAAAAGAUUACUCAAUAAAAUCAAGAACUCAUGGGGUAGAUCAAUCAAAAUUAGACAAAAAAGAGGAAUUAAUCAGUAUCUUAUCCUAAAUUUGUUUAAGGGGAGUAAGAAGAGGGAUAAGAGAAAGUAGGUGGUAGAAAGCAUUAUAAAAACAAUAACCUCAAAGACUCAAUAUCUGACCUUUUCAAGUAAGAUGAAGCUCCUAUUACAGCAACAUAGAAUAGAGACAGUGACAAUCAAUAUGUAAGCAUUAGAAAGUCUCCUGUUAGAGAAACUUAAAAGCUACAACAACACAGAACCGAAUAUGGAAAACUUUGUUCUUCAGCUGAAAAGCAUAAAAGAAACAAUGAUCUAGAUGUUUCCACCAGUCUGUAGUCAAAUAACCAAAGCAAUUUUCAAUUAAAGAAGCAAUCAUUAAUGCUUCCCUCUUAUUAAAAGUUUUAAGAUAACUAAGAUCAAAUUAAGGAAACUGAACACUAACUUCUUAACAAGAGCAAAGACACUUUAAUAAAAGCAGAGAAAAAUAGAAUUGGAAAAAGAACUUGA
Messenger RNA from Stylonychia lemnae, 1644 nucleotides. NCBI's taxonomy places the organism in Eukaryota, Ciliophora, Spirotrichea, Sporadotrichida, Oxytrichidae. The record is from the annotation of a GenBank genome assembly.